UGUUGUUGUAUGUAUAAUAUCGUUCCGAUUCUGAGAAUUCUAUUUGAUCUUUUGGUACAGUGUUGGUUGGUGUGCGUGAGUGUGAAGUUCGUGAAAAUCGCGAGAUCGGCAUAGCCGUGGCGUGAAUUCAGUUCGCAUUUAGUCGUCUCAGUCAUUAGUUAUGUUAUCCCAGCCGCGUUGCAAAUCUCGAAAUAAUUACUAACAUGAUAAAGUCUUAAUUCCUCAAGCACAGCGUUCAGUGUUAUUUUUUAUAUUAUAUUAUCAAUAGUAAAACAUCAAAUUAAUAUUCACGACUAGUGUGUUAAUUACAUUUUAGAUACCAACAACUAAAGUUGAAUAUAUAUGUUGUUUACGUUCACCACGUUGGAAAAUGGAGCAAGGCAACAGAAAAGCGCAAUAUUUGAUAGCGGCUGCGGUGUCAUUGACUACUGCUACUAUGGGUGUUUCAUCCGCUUGGCCAACUCCUGUUAUUCCAAAGCUACUUAACAACGAAACUGGCAUGGUUUUUCAUGACCAACACAUCUCAUGGAUGGUGGCUCUCAAUACACCCGGCUUCGUGAUCGGUAGUUUGGCGACCUCCUUCAUAUCGGAUACUUACGGACGCCGAUUCACACUAAUGAGCAGUGCUAUUCCCAUCGCCCUUGGAACUAUGCUUGUCGCGUUCUUUAUGGAAGCAUGGUUGGUGUCUGUCACGAGACUAUUUUGGGGUCUCGGUACGGGCAUGAUUAGUACGGUCGUCAACAUAUACAUGGUGGAAAUAGCGGAUAAGGACAUACGGGCGCGGUUGACCGUUGUUACUAAAUACAUGUUCAAUUUUGGAAACUGUUUGGUAAUGGUCAUAGGGCACUAUGUCACAUAUGAAACUUUGAAUUAUAUGCUACUUGUGUUACCUUUGUGCUUCACCUCUGCAUGUUGGUUCACACCGGAAACGCCGUACUACUACCUGAAGGAAGGGAAGGUAGAUGACGCCAAGAAGUCACUGUCCAAAUUGAGAAUAUAUAAAAAUGAGAAGGAGUUGAAUGACGCAGUGGCUUUGAUGGAGAGGGAUGUGAACAACGAGAUGCGACGCUCUAGCUCCUUCAAGGAACUGAUAGUGGGCAAGCAAUACAGAAAGGCAGUCAUUAUUUCGAUUGGUUUGAGGAUUGGCAUGGUAAUGACUGGACUGAUCACUACACGGAAUUAUUUGGGACGCAUCAUGCAAGAAAGCAAGUCCACAAUGAGGCUGGACAUGGUGUUCAUUAUAUUCGGUGCUGUUAACUUUCUUGUGGGUGUGAUGUCAUCGAUUUUGGUUGACCGAGUUGGAAGACGACCGUUGCUUGUCUACUCCUUCCUUGGCACAGGACUUUCUCUUGCCCUGACUACUGGUUACUUCUUCUGCCAAGAAAUUCUUCUCAUCAAAGAACAAUACCUCAGUCCGUACGGCGUCAUACCUUUUAUCGGCAUUGUUUUAUCCACCAUUAUCUCUGGUUUAGGAUAUAAUUCUAUAAUAUUUACAAUAGGCGCUGAAAUAUUUCCAAUGAACGUCAAAUCGAUAGCGAUGACGUCUCUCAGUGUAUUCAGUGGAAUUUUAGGUUUUUCAGUAGCUAAAGGAUAUCAGGAAGUAAAAAAUGUAUCAGGACUAUUUGGCGUAUUUCUUAUUUUUACUAUUGUAGCACUCGGGAGUGCUAUAUUUUGUUAUUAUGUUGUCCCUGAAACUAAAGGCAAGAGUUUGAAAGAAAUACAAAUGAUAUUACAGGGAGAUUUGUAUCUUGAAGAUGAAGUACUAAAUGCGGUAGUCGCUGAAAACUUAAACGAAGAACCCGGGGAGACUACCGAGUUGAGAGUACUCGAGAAAAAAGAGUAAGCCUGUUAUUUUAAGACUUUGUAUUUAUAAGGCCUUAAGGAAGCGUUCCUUAGUCUCAACUAAAUUUUGAUACGUUCUUUACACGUGUAAAUUCUAUUUUAAGAUACUUUGUAGCCAUUUUCAGUAUAAGUUUAUAAAUAUUGUCGUUAACUACAAACUUUGCUGCCAAAUAUCUAUAUUUACUAAUAUGAAUGGGUAAAAGUGUGGUCUUUUUUUACUUUUCUAUGACAAUAAUGUGAUAGAUGCCUUGUAAUCCAGUGUUUAUGAACACAGGAGGGAGGAGGAGGAGGCGGGGUAAUAGGGCACUACUUAC
Achroia grisella is the source of this 2156-nucleotide messenger RNA. Its product is annotated as facilitated trehalose transporter Tret1-like. The record is from RefSeq and is a predicted model, not a curated record. Gene Ontology annotation, molecular function: transmembrane transporter activity. Bases 371 to 1843 code for a protein of 490 amino acids. Gene Ontology annotation, biological process: transmembrane transport. Gene Ontology annotation, cellular component: membrane. NCBI's taxonomy places the organism in Eukaryota, Metazoa, Arthropoda, Insecta, Lepidoptera, Pyralidae. The transcript has 9 exons.